AUGGUAGAUCAAAACACAGAAAAUGAGACAAAAAAUGACAAGAACUGGAUUUUUAAGGAGAAUGAAUUAUAUAAAACUACCCGGAAAUUUGGAUAUUGGCGAUUUAAAGCUACAAUCAGGAUAUCUAAAUGCAAAUCAAAAUGGAACGCAUCGAAUGUUCUAUUUCGAUCUCGGAAUCGCUUCUGUAGGUUCACGGAAAUAUAUCUCACGUUAUUAUUUUUGUUGUUGUUUUUUUUGCUUUUUUUCAAUAAAUUUUUUCUGCUCCUCGAAUCUCGAGAUAUUUCCUCUGACACUGCUCCGUUAAUAAUUUGGUUCAAUGGAGGACCCGGUUGCUCAUCUUUAGGAGCAUUUUUUGAAGAAUUCGGCCCACUAUACGUCAACUUUGAUGGCAAAUCCCUUUUUGAGAAUGUCAACUCCUGGUACCAUAGAGCAAAUAUUCUAUUUUUGGAAUCCCCAAUAGGCGUCGGAUUCUCCUAUGACCAGGAGGAUAGAAAUGUGUCGAGAGGAGAUGACGAUAUGAUAGCAGAGCAGAAUUUUAGAGCGGUUUUGGAUUUCUUUGAGAACAAGAACCAGUCAUAUCUGAAAAAUGAGUUCUUCAUAGCCGCCGAAUCCUAUGGAGGAGUCUAUGGACCAAUGUUGUCUGCAUUGGUGGCAGAAUCCAUUGCGAAGAGAGAAUUCCCAAACGAAAAAUUCAAGGGAUUGAUCAUAGGAAAUGGAUUUAUGAAUGUGAAGUUGUCAACGAACACUAUGAUUCUAUGGGGCGCAUAUCAUGCGAGAGCAUCUCCAGAUGAAUGGGACGCAAUUAAAGAAAAAUGCAGGACUUCUGGAGCUAAAGAUGUCGACAGUUAUGAUUUUAUGCAAUUCAUGACAACUACAAACAAAAUGGACUAUCAAGUUGACAACAAAUCAGAAUGUGGGCAACUGAUUGAACCACUUUUGGGGCAGUACACCGAGAAUUGGGAGGGCGUUGCGGUCAAAAUCAAUAAAUCCAUAUUGAUAUACUUCGAGUCGUCAAGAUUUUUCAGUUAUGACUUCUUCAACUACUACCACGACUGCUACACCAAUUUCUCUCUUCCCAAUGCCACGGACCCCGUCAAAGAGACCAUGAAACUAGUUCCACGAAAAGGAAUCUCGGCUCUAUGGAACAAGUACUCGACUGACGACAAAACAUCUUAUAGUUGCUGGAAUGACAUGGCACUUCACAAGUAUCUCAAUCUUGAAGACGUCAAAAAAUCUCUAAAAAUUGAUAGCGAGUGGUUGGAGAGAAAGGAGAAAUGGAAGGUUUGCAAUGUUGCAAUGUACGAUCAAUAUGUGAUGACUCAUCAAGACAUGACACCAUUCUUCACCAAGAUUUUCAAUAAUUACACGGGUCCGGCGUUCCGAGUUUUGAUCUACAAUGGAGAUGUGGACACAGCUUGUAACUAUCUGGCAGAUGGAUAUUUUGUGAGAGAUUUGGCAAAGAAAAAUAGGUUGCAAAAGACUCAGAAAUAUCAGCCAUGGUACUAUUCAGACAACAAGGUGUUGGCAGGAUAUUAUAUGAGAUACGAAGGAGCAAAUCAGCGUGGGGCGAAAAUUUCAAUUGAUGUUGUUACAGUAAAAGGUGCUGGCCACUUUGUUCCACUUGAUCGCCCGGGUCCAACCUAUCAAAUGAUCAAUAAUUUUUUAUCAGCUCAACCUGAGAAACUAGCCAACUAUACCCAACCAGUCUAA
Caenorhabditis briggsae is the source of this 1710-nucleotide messenger RNA. Gene Ontology annotation, molecular function: serine-type carboxypeptidase activity. The coding region runs from base 1 to 1710 and encodes 569 amino acids. The transcript has 14 exons. Gene Ontology annotation, biological process: proteolysis. The record is from RefSeq and is a predicted model, not a curated record. Lineage: Eukaryota; Metazoa; Nematoda; Chromadorea; Rhabditida; Rhabditidae.